Meloidogyne enterolobii is the source of this 1359-nucleotide messenger RNA. The record is from the annotation of a GenBank genome assembly. NCBI's taxonomy places the organism in Eukaryota, Metazoa, Nematoda, Chromadorea, Rhabditida, Meloidogynidae.
UUCUUUUGCUCUCUAAAAUCCGCAAGUUUUUUUCUGCAAAUUUUUAUUUCAUCCGAAACUAAAUUUAUUUUUUCACCUCUUCCUUUUUUCUCUUAUUUUUUUACAAAGUAAAUAUUAAAUAGCUUGCUGAUAAAAACUUGCGGACUUUUUGGGAGAUUCGAGUUUUGGAGAUUCGACUUUUUGGGAGAUUUGAUAAUUUUUAAUUUAAUUUUUUUUUUCCAGAGAUUUUGAUAAUUAAAAAAAUAUUUCUUUAAAAAAUGCUCAUCACUAAUUCAUUUCGCAAUAUUACAAAAAGAGCUUUUUCUCUAUCAUCACCUUCAAGAACUGGAGUGGUUCCUUUAGUUCUUGACAAUGAUGGACGUGUUGAACGUUUUUACGACAUUUAUUCUCGUUUAUUAAAGGACAGGAUUAUUUGCGUUAUGUCCCAGAUUAAUGAUUACACAGCAGCAUCGAUCAUUGCACAAUUGUUGUUUCUUCAAGGAGAAAGUGGAAAAAGUCCGAUAAAUAUGUACAUAAAUUGUCCGGGUGGUGUUGUCACUGCAGGCUUAGGCAUAUAUGACACGAUGCAAUACAUUUCUGCGCCAGUUUCAACUUGGUGUAUUGGACAAGCAUGUUCAAUGGGAAGCUUAUUAUUAGCAGCGGGAGAGAAGGGAAUGCGUGUUUCAUUACCAAAUGCACGAAUUAUGGUCCAUCAACCUUCUGGAGGUGCACAAGGAAUGGCUUCUGAUGUUUUAAUUAUGGCUGAAGAAUUGAGCCGAAAUCGAGAACGUUUGAAUGAAAUUUAUGCUCAUCAUACAGGGCAGACAGUAGAAAAAAUUGCUGAGACGUUGGACAGGGAUCGCUUUAUGAGUGCUAGCGAGGCAUUGGAAUUUGGUUUAAUUGAUAGGAUUGAAAAUCACAAUGGAUCUUCACCAGCUAUUAAAGUUUAGGUUAAAAAGGUUUUUUAUUUUUUUAUAAUUAAGAAGGCAUGUUUACGGUUACAGAUUUUAAUAUCUGUAUCCAAUUAAAAAAUUUUUUUGGGUAUAUCCGUAUUCGUUUGUGUCCGCGACUUUUUGACCAUAUUCGCCUGUGGGUAUCCGCGAAUGUAUCUGGGUUUUUCUUAAAGUGAUCAGAACUCAAAAUUUUUCAAAAGGGUCUAUCCACGGAUAUUAUCCGUAUCCGUGAACAUGUCUGGAAUUAGAUAAUGUCAAAAUAAUAAUAUUUGUUGUAAGUAAUUUAAAAAAAUGUCAAUUAAAAAUCAUAAGAAAAUUGUGGGUUUAUUUUCCUUUCAGUUUAACCUUAAUUUUUCAAGUUUCUGACACUACCUCCUCCCUAACACUCAACCUCAUUUUUAACCAUUUAGAGAGGUGUUUAACUACA